AUGCAACCUUACAACAGCCAUAUGGUUUUCCCUCCACGACCACCAUUUAUGAGCCUCCACAAUCCUUUAACUUACCCCCUUCAGUCACACCCUGCACUCUUUCCUUUCCAUGGGACACCAUACGCACUACCAUCAUCUGUUUCAUUUGCUGACAAACUUGCUGCAGAUUUGCUUUUUGAGGCAAGAUUUGGUUGUCAACGAAAACAGCGGCGAUGCCGAACAGCAUUCACGAAUCAACAGUUGUCCACAUUAGAAAAGACAUUCGCUAAAACACAUUAUCCAGACGUCGUUAUGAGAGAGAGGCUCGCAAUGAUGACAAAUCUCCCAGAAGCCAGAAUUCAAGUGUGGUUUAAGAACAGAAGAGCUAAAUUUAGGAAAAAGCAGAAAACCACAUCUGUUUCGGAGCCAAGUAAUCAAUCAGAGGAUGUCGAAACGGAGUCACGUGAUCAGUCAGGUGAUGCCGGUGAGCCAGAGGCAGGUGCUUCUGUUGAGACUGGUACUAAUUCAGAUCAUGAAACGACUGAUGUCAUAAUAGAUGUAGUGAGUGAUGAAGAUAAUUCGUGUGAGAAAGAGACAGAACUUAAAUCUGGACUGAAAAAUGAAGAACCAAAAGUAAGCAACAGUAAUGGUUCGGAUGAUUUGCCUAUUAUUCAAAAAUCCGAAGUACGAAACAAGGGAGAUGAUGAAAGGGAAAACAAUCAUCGCAGUGAUGAAACAAAGACACAUAAGAUGUCAUCACAUGUUGUGGAACCAACUGGAAAAGAGACAAUGACAUUGAAAUCUCCAACCGCAUUACCGCCAUUUCAAAUAUUUAAUAAUCAGAGACACUUUGAGAUCCCUCCGCCACACAGCUUUGGAUUACCAUUCUGUGUACCUGACGAUACCUUUCCGUCUUUGUUUCGCAAAUCCACAAGUUUCAGUAACGAUCUUCCAUUGUCUCUCGGUCUCUACAAGACGGAUGGUAUUAGAUCAGACCCUCAUUUUAACAGCAGUAUUGAAAGUCUUCGGUCAAGAGCAAAAAUGUUUUAUGAAUCUAUGGGCAAAAUGUAAAUUGGUGAAGAUUUUUAUGACUGAGUAAAGUAACUUUUAGAAUAUA
This is a messenger RNA of Saccostrea echinata, 1096 nucleotides long. Its product is annotated as diencephalon/mesencephalon homeobox protein 1-like. The record is from RefSeq and is a predicted model, not a curated record. The coding region runs from base 1 to 1050 and encodes 349 amino acids. Lineage: Eukaryota; Metazoa; Mollusca; Bivalvia; Ostreida; Ostreidae. The transcript has 5 exons. Gene Ontology annotation, molecular function: RNA polymerase II transcription regulatory region sequence-specific DNA binding; DNA-binding transcription factor activity, RNA polymerase II-specific. Gene Ontology annotation, biological process: regulation of transcription by RNA polymerase II.